AAACGGAAAUACUUGAUAAUCCAUCGGUCUAGCAAACAACUCACAGCGCUGGGAAGCCUCCCGGCGGGCUCCGGGGAGAGGCUGUCGACGGCAGGGUCUGCGGCUCCGUAAUGAGAGGUCCUCAGAUCCCAGAGCAUGCCACAAGAGGAGAAGCCAAGAGAGUGUUGAAGACUUGCCGCCAGCAAACAUAGGAAUGAACAGGACAAGAGCAUAAAAACCCACCCAGAGUCACCCAGCUAAUAUACCUUGGACCUGCUACUAGAAGGCAAAAAACUAGCCAGAGAAGAGUGAAUAAAAUGCAAAAUGCAUAGUUAAUCCCCUCUUUUGGGGUUAUCUUGGUGCAACAUCCCAAAGGAGGCUAGAGGCCGGGAACGUGACUCAUAGCGACUCAUAGCUCUUGGCAUCCCACCCGAGCCUUCCACAGACGCAGAGCAGGAAGAAGCUGAGCAGGCAUCAUGGUUCUCCUCUUGGCCUCCGAGGUCCAGCAGCUGCUGCACAACAAGUUUGUGGUUGUCCUUGGGGAUUCUGUGCAGAGGUCCGUGUACAAGGACUUAGUGCUCCUGCUGCAGAAGGACCGCCUGCUCACAAACAAGCAGCUCAAGACAAAGGGAGAGUUGAGCUUCGAGAAGGACCAGCUGGUGGCGGGAGGACAGCUAGGUAUCAUGCACAAUGGCACCAAGUACCGCGAGGAGCGCCAGUUCUGCUCCGGCAGCCACCUGGUGCAUUUCUACUUCCUUACCCGCGUGUACUCCAAGUACGUGGAGCGCAUCCUGCACAACCUGUGGUCUGGCGAGCAUACCCCCGACGUGAUCAUCAUGAACUCCUGCCUCUGGGACCUCUCCAGGUAUGGGCGGAACUCCUGGAAGAGCUACCUGAAGAACCUGGAGAACCUGUUUAAGCGCCUGGGCCAGGUGCUGCCUGAGUCCUGCUUGCUGGUAUGGAACACAGCCAUGCCUAUCGGCGACAAGAUCACCGCUCGCUUCCUCCCUCCCAAGGGUCAGUACCGGCCCUCCAUGGCCACCCUGAAGACCAACCUGAUCCAAGCCAACUUCUACAGCUGUGCUGAGGCCAGGAAACACCUUUUCGAUGUGUUGGACUUGCACUUCCACUUCCGCCACGCCAGGAAGCACCUGCAGAAAGAUGGGGUGCACUGGAAUGAGUAUGCACACCGCCAACUCUCACAGUUGCUGCUGGCCCACGUGGCCGAUGCCUGGGGUGUGGACCUGCCCUCCCGCGAUGAUGGCCCUGAUGAAGGCCCUGCUGCAUGGGAGAAGCCUGGCCAGGUAGAGAAUUGGGGGCCCCCAAACCGCAGAGAUCACCAAGCCUUUCCCCAAGCCCCACCCUGGUCUUUUCCCAGGCCCCGCCCCCUGCUGCCAACCCCACUCCUGCCCUCAAGGCCCCCACCCCCACUGCCUCCUCCCAUUCCCCUGUGUCAGGUGAGGCCCCUUUUACCCCCCUGCCCGCAGGAUGCCUAUUUUUCCUCAGACCAUAUUUUCCAGUCAGACGAGUUUUACUUCCAUUCAGAUGAGCCUUCACCCAUCCACCCAGGCUUUGCCUUUGAAGGUGACUUUAGGUUUGGUCCCCAGCCACCUAUGCCCAGCUUCGGCUCACCCUGUUACCAGCGGUCAGCGCCUAUGGUGCAUAGAGGCUUCCCAAGGUAUCUUGCUCAUGGUCCCUAUAAGCCCUGGAGAGGGAGGUCCAGGGGACCAAGGAGAUGUCCCCAACCCACCCAGUGUUAAGUUCCUAGUUUUAUCACUAUUUCCUAGACAUAGCCUACAGUGUAGGCACACACUGACCUUACUAAUAACUUAACCCUUGGUUGUAGUCCAUGCUUGGACUUCUUGCUGCUGUUAGAAACAAAGGCUGGAAGGGCAGUCUUGACCCAGUGUAGCCUGUCCUCUCCUCUCUGGGAGUGGUCAAGCAAGCACUAUUUCUACCUCCCCUCCCUGUUCUCGUUGCCUUGUUUGUAAAAAAUAAAGUUGAAACACAAGAAGUUAA
Molecule: messenger RNA, 1998 nt
Organism: Jaculus jaculus (lesser Egyptian jerboa)
Lineage: Eukaryota; Metazoa; Chordata; Mammalia; Rodentia; Dipodidae
Gene: Pced1b
Product: PC-esterase domain containing 1B
Exons: 5
Coding region: 456-1739 (427 amino acids)
Source: RefSeq, a predicted model, not a curated record